UUAAAUUAAGCAUGGACUCAGCUUCCACCAACCCACCUUUCCACAAGGCAUUCAAAACCCUCAUGGAAAAGACACAAAGAGAAAGGGAGGGUUUUGAUGAGACUGAGUUGGUGGAAAUUGAGGAAUGCGAGCUUCCGGUGAUUGAUCUCAGCCCUUUAUUUGAAGAGAAUGAUGAUGAGGUGGCGAGGGAAGAGUGCAAGAGUGAAAUAGCUAGGGCUUCAAAAGAGUGGGGGUUUUUCCAUGUUGUGAAACAUGGGAUUUCCAGUGAGGUUUUGAAUGGUUUGAGAAUUGAACAAGAAAAGGUUUUUAAGUUACCCUUUGAUGUGAAGAAGAACAACAACGACUUCAACUUCUUCGCCGGUAGCUACCGCUGGGGCAGCCCUACAGCAACCAACAUUAAGCAGUUUUCUUGGUCAGAAGCAUUUCAUAUACCUUUGGCUGAUAUAAUGGGUUCCACAACUUCUACUACUACUGGACCCAACAACACUCUUACAUACAGAAUCGAACAAUUUGCUUGGGAUGCUUAUAAUCUGGCACAAACUUUAGCUGAUAUCCUUGCUGAAAAAAUUGGUGAACAGAACUCAAAAUUCUUUCGGGAGAAUUGCUUGCCCACCACUUGUUAUCUUCGGAUGAAUCGAUAUCCUCCAUUUCCCAUGGCUUCACCUUCUCAGGUUCAUGGACUUAUACCACAUACUGAUAGCUGUUUCCUUACCAUCUUAUUGCUUCAAGAUCAAGUCAGAGGCUUACAAUUGGUCAAAGAUGGUAAAUGGAUUGCAGUCAAACCAAACCCUCAUGCUCUCACAAUCAACAUUGGUGACUUAUUUCAGGCUUGGAGCAACGGUGUAUACAAGAGUGUUGAGCAUCGAGUUGUGACGAACCCAGAAUUUGAAAGGUUCUCAACUGCAUAUUUCUUUUGCCCCUUUAAUGAGACUGUUAUAGAGAAUUGCAGCAAGCAGCCUUCAGUUUACAGGAGAUUUAGCUACCAAGAAUAUAGACAGCAAGUUCGUGAUGAUGUUCAGAAGUUUGGCACCAAAAUAGGGUUACCCAAUUUUCUCCUUCAUAAUACUUGGUGUAGAACUAGUGGGUGAAAGAAAAUAUAUAAUUUUAAUUUCCACUACAAUUAUUAUCCGAACUAUAUCUGUUAUAUAUAACAAAAUAAAUGAAUAAAAGCCAAGUUCAAUAU
This is a messenger RNA of Arachis duranensis, 1183 nucleotides long. RefSeq names its product gibberellin 2-beta-dioxygenase 8. Bases 12 to 1088 code for a protein of 358 amino acids. NCBI's taxonomy places the organism in Eukaryota, Viridiplantae, Streptophyta, Magnoliopsida, Fabales, Fabaceae. The record is from RefSeq and is a predicted model, not a curated record. The transcript is spliced from 3 exons.